GUGCGUCUCACAGGUAGUCAGUCGAGUCUCUGCAUUCGCAGCAAGUGUAUAUUUAUUUUUUAUUCGUAAUAAGUUUCAUUUUUAUAGUAUUCUCUUAUUAUUUUUUGUUAAGCGUUAAUUUUCUGAUAGAAGACCACCUUGCAAAAAUGAAGACCCUUGUACUGUGCUGUGCUCUCUUUGUGGUUGCUCUGGCAGCUCCACAGGAACAGAAAUAUACCACAAAGUACGACAAUAUCGACAUAGAUGAGAUUCUGCGAUCAGAUCGUCUCUUCAACAACUACUUCAGGUGUCUCAUGGAUAAGGGACGCUGCACACCAGACGGAAGUGAACUCAAACGUAUCCUUCCUGAUGCCCUUGAGAGUGGUUGUGCCAAAUGCAGCGAUGCACAGCGUCGUGGAUCUGAACGCGUGUUGCGAUUUGUCAUUGAGAAGAAACCUGAACAGUGGAAGGAGCUCCAGGCAAAAUAUGACCCCAACAAUGUCUACGUUACCAAAUACAGAGAACAAGCAAGAAGUAUGGGCGUCAAUAUUUAAAUAUUUUCAUCCCUCCAAAUAAAAAGGCUUAAUCGUCCCCUCUUCCAACCUUCCUGGAUGGGCACAACUAUUGAUUUUGAAUCUCACAAAUUAACACCUUUUCCUGCUUUCCAGCGCACUUCUACAAAAUAUUAUAAUUUAAAACAACCAAAAUAAUAAUCUUCAAUACUCUUUCCGUGCAAAUGUACAAAUGCUGCACUUCUUCUACUUUUUUUGGAUCUAUAUGAUGACCACCCCUGAACAUAUAAAAAUGAACACUAAAAAUUAUAACAAUAACCCAUCAUAAACACUUAUCUUACCUCCUUUCUUACAGACGAUUAAGAGGCUGAAAACAUCGAUGACUCUCUGCAUGAGAAACCAACAAAAUUUUUUUUCUAAACUCUUUACUCAAUUUUUUUUCGAUUAAUUUGAAGAAAAAAACACCAACUGUUAUCGCUAAUGUUUUGCCUCAUUAUAUGUUUUUGUUAAUAAAACUCUCCAUUUCAUAAUCUCAA
Lutzomyia longipalpis is the source of this 1027-nucleotide messenger RNA. Its product is annotated as ejaculatory bulb-specific protein 3-like. The record is from RefSeq and is a predicted model, not a curated record. The transcript is spliced from 3 exons. Lineage: Eukaryota; Metazoa; Arthropoda; Insecta; Diptera; Psychodidae. Bases 147 to 533 code for a protein of 128 amino acids.